AUGGAAAACUUUGUGUAAUCAAAGCAAAGUCUAGAUCAGACUUUUUAAUUCUAGGCAUUCAAGGAAAUCUUAGAUGAAAUCGAUAGAUAAAACAAUUAAUCUGUUAAAAAAUCACCUCACCCUCAAAAGAGUAAAGGAGACACCUAAUAAAUUUUUAAUCAGAGUCGAAAUCUUGAAAGAUCACCUUUUUCUAAUAAAUUAAAUCAAGAGUCAGGGGAACUCAACAAUACAUCUAACUAAUAUUAGACCUACAUGGAGACUGUCUCUACCUUUGACAAGAACUUUGUCAUAACUGAAGCCACUUCAAAGAGUCAAAUUGCUGCCACUUACAUGAAACUCUCCUUAAAGGACCUCCCACUUAUAAUAGAGGCUAUCAAUAACAACACUGACAUGCUCAGAUUGUUCUUCGGUUGCAAAGCUCUUAGGAAAAUUGUCUCAACAGGAAAUGAAUACACUAUUAAGGAAGUACUUUAAAACUUUGAAUAUCUAGGAAAAAGACUGGUAUAUCUACUGAUGAUGCCCUAAACUUAAGAACUCUAAAUAGAAAUACUAUGGGCUUUAGUUAAUUUGAGCAGUCUCAAGGAUAGCAAAAAGUUGCGGGAAUUGAUUGAAUUCGGUUUAUUUGAAGCUGUUUUGGGAAUGAUUGAUGAGGAAUUAGAGAAUGUCCAGAGAUGUGAGCUAUGCUUAUAACUUCUUUGCAAUUCCAUAGCUGAUUAGGACAAGAGCAAGAGAGACUUAUUAGAUGUUGAGUAGGUCAAAGGCUAGUUAAGAUUAGAUGUUACUGAUAAAAUAGAUAUCAUGCUACAAAGAAUUGAUGAGCUACUUACGGUUGAAAGUAGUUUGAUAUCAUUAAAGAUAGCUGUAUAAAACAAUGAAUAUGCAAGUCAUAUUAUUUAAAAGUAUCAAAAAAGAAAAGAUACUGUGGUCAAGCUAGUUGCUCUUUCCUAAAAUCUAGAGACCUAUCAAAUCGCUUAUAACUCUCUUUUGAUAUUGGGGUAUUUAUCUUCUUCAGAGUACUUUAAAGAGUAUCAUUUGGUAAUAGAUGGCUAGAUCUAUGAUGCCUUUGUUAAUGUUUUCAUGAACUAGUUCAAUACUUAAAAUCAGUUGAAUAAUCAAUAUCUGUAGAUAUUACUUUGGACACUGUCCAAUAUUGUAGCAGAUGAUGAGAAGUGUCAGUCCUUAAUUAUCCAGAAUUAUCAGAAUCUAAUAGUAGUUAGUUUGAAUCAUGGCCUUCAGACUUAGUCGCUAAAAGUUAUCAGAGAAGCUCAAGUCUUGCUUGACAAUAUCUUAGACAUUAAGGAUGCUAACAAAUAUCUAUUUGAAUAUGAUGAAGUGUAUCAUCAAAUAAUAGAUAACAUCUCCUUCACUUUAAAUUUUAGCGAUCACUAAGUACAGCUUACAGGUCUGAAGUCACUGCUUAAGAUGAUAGAAUUGGAAUCUGAGAAGGUUAUAAAAUCCCUAAGGAGUCUGAUACAUGAUUAAAAAACUUUAAGAUCUCUUGAAAGAUUGCAAUUCUCACCGUAUUAGGAAGUAUACGAUACAGCACUCUUUAUCAUAAAAAAGCAUUUGACGAGUGAGAUGGAGGAUACUGAUAUUUUUAUGAAUCCGAUUGGUGAUGAAAAUACUGCCAGCUAGAUACUGUCACCUUCUCAUAAUAGCAAAUAUGAAAUGAGUGGAUAUUUGAGUCAUAAAAAGUCAGAAGCCAUGAUGAAUACCCAGGGUGCUGCUGGAAGCACUGCCCAUUAACACUAAUUCCUAAGUACUAAUAAGAAGAACUCCCUUUCAGCUAUUAAUGCGAACAUUAAUAAGGAAUAUAUAAUUAUGAUGAUAGACGAUGAUUGA
Stylonychia lemnae is the source of this 1842-nucleotide messenger RNA. The record is from the annotation of a GenBank genome assembly. Lineage: Eukaryota; Ciliophora; Spirotrichea; Sporadotrichida; Oxytrichidae.